AUGCCCAGAGGAGCGCAAGCUAUGCUGGAAAAGCAAGCAGACUCUGUGUGGAACCAGCUGUAUGAGAUAUGCUGGAACUUCUACGUGAAGAACGUUUGGGAUAUUAACACAUUUAAAGCGAUAGUGGACAAAAUAGAGAAAAGUGAUGACAAACAGCUAAUACGGUUUUUGAUUUGGUUUAAUGAUGCUCGUAAAAGAUCUAAUUUCAAUGACAAGUUCCAAUGGAUGACGUCUUUUUUGUAUGGUAGGCGUUAUCCGCCAUUGGGCGAUGAUCUAGUGGUCAAAGAACCCUGGAAUGAUUUGCAACAAUUAGACAGUAUUAUAAAGUACGGGAAUGAACCAAUUGACUUGGUCAAAAUGCAGCCAGAUUUUACUACGGAGGAACGUAUUGUACAGAAUAGGCGGGUCAACAACUGUUCUUUAAUAUGUAGUUUGACCAAUGCUAGAGAGGAAAAUCAGAUAAAGAGUUAUAGCGUCCAUAACGUUUUCAACGUGAUUCUUCAUUUCAAUGGGUCAAAUCGACUAGUGUCAGUAUUACGAGAUUCAAAUUUUCCAAAAUGCUCUAAAGACGGGGCUGCCUUGACUCUCUUCUCCCAUAAUAUAGAAGAUAUGUUGAUUGAGCUUGCAUAUUUCGAAAUCAAGAAUAAUCGGAACUACGCGUAUGGGGGAUCCAAUACAGCUACUGAUACUUAUUUGCUCACAGGAUGGAUACCAGAGAUUCUCAACCUAGGAGACGUAUCAUUUAGUGAAAUACGUAAAUGUUACCAAUUCAAUGCCAUGCUUGCUUUAGGAACAGAUUCAGUGAAGGGAAAAGAGGUAACAGAAAAUCAUGAUUUUGUUGUGACUUCUGUCAAUUGGAAGAAGGAACAAUUUACCAUCCUAAAUCCUCACGGUACUGAAAACCCCACUGUGUAUACUUGGGACGACCUAAUAAAAGAAUUCAAAUGGUUAUAUGUAAAUUGGGAUCCAUAUUCAAAGUACACUCAACGUGUAAAACUACAUGAUCGAUAUCCAGAUAAAUUUAAUGCAUAUCCUACCUGGACUCAAAAACCUUUGAUGUGCAUUGAGAACAAAUCAAACAGCAUUCAAAAUUGUCAUCUUUAUCUAGAAAGACACCUACUAGAUGAUUCUAUUCUCGAAUCCAACCUGACAAUUGGUGAAAUUCCAAGGUCUGGGUUUACAGCUGUCUCAGCGGAGGGGAAUAAUAGUGGAUUCUGUAAUAUGCAACUGCGGCUAAACCCCCAUGAAACACGUCUAAUCUUUUAUCAUUCAGACAAAAAGUGCAAUUUGACUUUCCAUUUACUAUCUAAUUCUGGUUUGGUUUCAAUGUCAAAAUGUAAAUCAGAUAUAUUAACUGCUGAGUCUAGCUGGAAUAUCACAAAUAAUCAGUGGACUAUUGGUACUUCUGAAUAUUUCAAAAGUCCUGUUUUCAAACUAAAAAGUGAUGGUUUCGAUGAUACUUAUCUAGAUUUUGAGCUAGUCUCGCAGUUACCAGCGAAGGUGAAUUUUCAAAUAUUUGAGUCCGAUGAUUAUGCCCUACAACGUCCGAUCUUUAAGAAUGACACAUACUCCCCACAAAUUUUUUCCAAGCAUGGAGUAAGGUUAUUAAAAGGGAGAGAAUACUUUAUAGUAUGCUCCAUCGCUCAUCAUAUUACCUCUCCGUUCAUAUUUACGCUGCGAAACCCUGAAACAAAGCAGUCAAAAUUUGAACUAUCUCCAUAUUCGUUAGGAUUUGGGGGAUUAAGAUAUAAUGAGGUUUUGCGGUGCAAAACGAGAAUCACAAUAUCAGUUUCAAAUUUCACGCGGUUAUUUGUUCUGCUGUUCACGUCAGCUUCGAAAACAAAUGGAAGACUCACGUUACGUUUGUACGAGAAAGAAACAGAGGAAAUCCUCUUUGAACAAAUAGAAACAAGGUAUGAUCUUAGUGUUAAACCAUUCCCGAUACCGAAUAUUGAACUUAAGCCAGCAUCGUACGUGUUAGAAAUAUUCUACAAUGCAGAUGUUGUGAUCUGUAAUCUCGGAACUUCUCACCGAGCUAUAUUCGAAUCGGAUCUAUAA
This is a messenger RNA of Kluyveromyces lactis, 2058 nucleotides long. It is a transcript of the gene RIM13, whose product is annotated as Rim13p. The transcript has a single exon. Lineage: Eukaryota; Fungi; Ascomycota; Saccharomycetes; Saccharomycetales; Saccharomycetaceae. The record is from RefSeq and is a predicted model, not a curated record. The coding region runs from base 1 to 2058 and encodes 685 amino acids.